AUUCGUUGCUCUGACACCAAUGAUGGGGCACAAUUCCUCCCACUGACACCAAUGAUGGGGCACUAUUCCUCCCACUGACACCAAUGAUGGGGCACGAUUCCUCCCACUGACACCAAUGAUGGGGCACGAUAUUCCUCCCACUGAUACCAAUGAUGGGGCACUAUUCCUCCCACUGACACCAAUGAUGGGGCACUAUUCCCACACUGACACCAAUGAUGGGGCACGAUUCCUCGCUCUGAUACCAAUGAUGGGACACUAUUCCUCACACACUGACACUAAUGAUGGGGCACCAUCAUUGGUGUCAAUGGGAGGAAUAGUGUCCCAUCAUUGGUGUCAAUGGGAGGAAUAUGGGAGGAAUAGUGCCCCAUCAUUGGUAUCAGUGGGAGGAAUAGCGCCCCCAUCAUUGGUGUCAGUGGGAGGAAUAGUGCCCCAUCAUUGGUGUCAGUGGGAGGAAUAGCGUCCCAUCAUUGGUGUCAGUGGGAGGAGGAAUAGUGCCCCAUCAUUGGUAUCAGUGGGAGGAAUAGCGCCCCAUCAUUGGUGUCAGUGGGAGGAAUAGUGCCCCAUCAUUGGUAUCAGUG
Staurois parvus is the source of this 578-nucleotide messenger RNA. The record is from the annotation of a GenBank genome assembly. NCBI's taxonomy places the organism in Eukaryota, Metazoa, Chordata, Amphibia, Anura, Ranidae.